Syzygium oleosum is the source of this 1312-nucleotide messenger RNA. RefSeq names its product DCD domain-containing protein NRP-B-like. Bases 81 to 1286 code for a protein of 401 amino acids. Gene Ontology annotation, biological process: response to endoplasmic reticulum stress. The transcript has 5 exons. The record is from RefSeq and is a predicted model, not a curated record. NCBI's taxonomy places the organism in Eukaryota, Viridiplantae, Streptophyta, Magnoliopsida, Myrtales, Myrtaceae.
UGAUUUUUGAGCUCGCUCGCUCGCUCGCUCGCUCACCCAGUUCGGAAUUCGUCGCUUUGCGAAAGGAGGAGGGAGGAGAUAUGGAGAGCAACCAGCAAGCGUUCUGGCAGUUCAGCGACCAGCUCCGGCUCCACACCUCCAACCUCGCCAACCUCUCCCUCAACGACUCCAUCUGGAGCAGCUCCUACGCCUCCUCCAAGCGCUCCGACGACCGCUUCAACUUCGACGCCCGCGUCGGCGCCGAAUCCCCCGCCCCGGCCCCGGCUUCCAAGCUCCCCCAGCUGAACGAGCCCUGGAAGGUCGGAUCCGGGCCCCGCCCCCUCAACCUCCCCGGGAACGAUUUCAGCCCCGUCGCCGCCCCCGCCCCCGCCGACGGCUGGAGCAAGAUCGGGAACGCUAACGCUGGCAACGGCAACGGCAACGGCAACGGCGGCGGCGACUUCAAUGGGUUCAACUACGGGUGGAAGAUGGGGAGCCCCAGCGUCGGCAACGAUUUCAACGCCUUCAACUACGGGUGGAAGGUGAACGGCGGGGGGAAGGAUUUCAACGGCUUCGACGACGGCUUGAAGAUGGGGGGAUACAAUCUGGGGUUCAAUGAAGGGUUCAACAAGGGGAUUUACGCCAAGUCCGUGAAUUUUUACAACAACAAUGUUAGUCUGAAGGGUGGGAAGAACAAGAACGAGGAUUUCCAUGGAGGCAAGGCUGCGAAGAAGAACGGGAGCGGGAAUAAGAAGAUGAACGGCGGCGAUGGCUACAACAAUGGCGAGGAGAGGGAGGCCAAGAGCGGCGUCGACAAGAGGUUCAAGACGCUUCCGCCGUCGGAGUCUCUGCCCAAGCACGAGACUGUCGGUGGGUACAUCUUCGUCUGCAACAACGACACCAUGCAGGAAAACCUGAAAAGACAGCUUUUUGGUCUUCCUCCACGCUAUCGCGAUUCGGUCAGGCAGAUUACCCCGGGAUUGCCCAUUUUCCUCUACAACUACUCGACCCACCAGCUCCACGGGAUUUUUGAGGCUGCAAGUUUUGGAGGUAGUAACUUAGACCCAACAGCCUGGGAGGAUAAAAAAUGCCCUGGCGAAUCACGCUUCCCUGCACAGGUUAGAGUUAUGACUAGAAAAAUCUGUGACCCACUUGAGGAGGACUCAUUCCGACCCAUUCUUCACCAUUAUGAUGGACCCAAAUUCCGACUUGAACUCAACGUGCCUGAGGCACUCUCCCUCUUGGAUAUAUUUGCGGAUCAGGAUUCUAACCUUACUGGCUUGAUAUCAUUCGACGACACCGAAUGAAGCGUUCGUGGUGGAACAGAGAUAUA